Molecule: messenger RNA, 519 nt
Organism: Daphnia carinata
Lineage: Eukaryota; Metazoa; Arthropoda; Branchiopoda; Diplostraca; Daphniidae
Exons: 4
Coding region: 59-511 (150 amino acids)
Source: RefSeq, a predicted model, not a curated record
AGUAUAAACAUUAUUAUAUUUGUUUUGAAUUAUUAAUUAUUGUUUAUGAGAUCAAAUUAUGGACCAGCAGGCUCAAUUAUUGCAACAGCACAAAAUAUUAGAUAACAGCAAAGCUAAGGAUGCUCAAAGUUUGAGUCUACAAGCUCAGCUAGGGGAAAAGAACAAAUUGGAACGGAACAGUUUCCAAACAGUGAAGGAGGUUUUUCCAAACUCAAACCUAACUGAACAUGAGGAUGAAUUGGCAUUAGGCGAACACAGUCAGUUAUUCAGUCUACCACCUGACAGUGUGUUAAAUUUAAAUUCUGUUAGUGCUGCACAAAAAGAAUCGUUAGUAAUAAGCCCAUGCAGUGAAGGAAGUGAACAAUUGUGGGACCGUAUUUGGGCCGAAAAUGGGUGUGGUACGGAAACCAAGAUAUGGCACAAGUUCAACAUGAAACAUGGAUUAGAAUUUAAUGGGGGAUCAAAUCAAGUCUGGAAGUGUUACAGGAUGGAAGAGUCAGCCUACAGAUGAAAAAACAC